Molecule: messenger RNA, 3630 nt
Organism: Larimichthys crocea (large yellow croaker)
Lineage: Eukaryota; Metazoa; Chordata; Actinopteri; Sciaenidae
Product: inhibin beta B chain
Exons: 2
Coding region: 333-1475 (380 amino acids)
Cellular component (GO): extracellular region
Molecular function (GO): cytokine activity; growth factor activity; hormone activity
Source: RefSeq, a predicted model, not a curated record
GUGUGUGUGUGUGUGUGUACGUGAGUGUGUGUGUGAUACGUGAGUGUGUGUGUUGUGUGAGAGAGCAGGACAGACAGAUGCUUUGCCAGUAAUUUCCUCGGUGCCCCGAUGCGCUCAUUGGUGCGUCCCUCCAACGUGUCACCAGUUUUGGUGGAUUACCCCAGAUAUCUUUACCACCAGGAGAGUAAAACAACACUCAUUUCUCUAAACUCCUGUCUUCACAGUGUCCAGCUGCGAACGAGGACGUCUUACUUUAGGGAAACCUGUGACUUCCAAAGAACAACUUGAAGACUUUUACUCGUUCUUUCUUUUUACGCACGCCGAGCAGAACAAUGAAUUUAUUCACUUCACAGUCGAGGAUGACGUGGUUUAUUUCUCUCCCAGCACUUCUGUUUUUGGCACCCUUGUUGAUGAAGGGUUUCUGCUCACCGGGCUGCGCGUCCUGUGGCUUGCCGGCGAUGGAGAGAGACGCGGAAGAAAGGCUGAUGAUAGAAUUCGCCAAGAAGCAACUUUUAGACAAGCUGCACCUGAAAGAGAGGCCAAACAUCACUCAGACGGUACCCCGGGUGGCGCUCCUCACUGCCCUGCGCAAACUGCACUCCGGGCGCGUCAGACAGGAUGGCACUCUUGAGUUAGAAAACAACAUACCUACCAGAGAUCAAGCCUAUGAAAUAGUGAGCUUUGCAGAUAUAAAUGAGACAGAGAGUGGUGAUAAGGCCAGCCUCAGUCUUACCUUCCAGUUUCUUCAGGAACGUGGCCAAAGUAUCCAGGUCCUCCAGUCUUCUCUGUGGAUCUACGCUCGCUCCUCUGAGGACCCUCACCGAGACUCCCGCCUCUCUGCCCGAGUUUUCCUCUCUGCAGAGGGUGGGGAGUCAGGCUCUAACCGCACCCUAUUGAUAGAAAAGAUGCUGGAGGUCCAGGAGGGUAACUGGCACACAUUCCCCAUUACCCGUACCCUGCAGGCCUUCCUGGAUGGUGGCCAGCACCGGCUGCGACUGGAGGUCAGCUGCGAUGAGGAUGGGAAGAACUUGUGCUCCCUGGAUGGUCCUGCUGAUACCUCCAACCAGCCCUUCAUGGUAGCUCAGGUGCGUCUCCGUGACAGCCUUCACCAGCACUUAAUCAGGAAGCGUUCAUUGCGUUGUGGUGAUGAUGUUACUGUGUGCUGCAAAAGAGACUUCUACAUCAAGUUCAAAGAUAUCCAAUGGCAUGACUGGAUCAUUGCACCUGAAGGUUACCAUAUGAACUACUGCAUGGGUCAGUGCCCCCAACAUCUGUCUGGCUCCCCAGGCAUAGCAUCCUCAUUCCAUGCCACUGUCUUCAGCCAGCUGAAAGUCAAUGGCAUCAACACGGCUGCAUCUUCAUGUUGUGUUCCCACUGAGCGACAGCCACUCUCCAUGGUGUACUUCAACUCACAGCAUAGCAUUGUCAAAACGGACGUCCCAGAUAUGAUAGUGGAGUCCUGUGGGUGUACAUAAAGGAGAGACAUGGUAUAGGUAAUAUAGAUUUGUUUUAACACGGGAAACUUAAAAGAAACAGACCAACAACCCUCACAGAAAGAUACAAAGACACAUAAACAGAGGAGAGUGUUUAGAUUACAUAAAUGGUAAGCACAAAAAAACGAUUACAGGGUAAGCAAAGGAUGAGACAGCAAGACAUUUCUGGAAGGAAAAUAUACUGUACAAAUUUUACAUUACUAGAUUUUUUGUGUUAUAGAUAAAGAAAUCAUACUGUUUAUCAUUCAUUUUGUUUUGUAAGAUGCAGUAUGUAAAGAGCUAGUUAGAGAGAAAAUUGUGCCUAGAACCAGCAGAGUCAAUCUAAAUAAGAUUAUGCACUGCGUCUGAAUGCAGACACAUUUUUUCAUCCAUAUAUCAGAGGCAUAAAUUAAAGGGGGGCUAGACACUAAGCAACCUUAACAUAUGGCAUAGGCUACUUAACAUAGAUAAGAAAGGUGUGAUAUUAAUAUAAAACAUUCAUAGUGGUGACAAGCAGAUCAUGGAGGUCACACCAAACACAAAGAGAUUAUUAUGAAGCCUUCACUGUCCUGUUAAUUUUAUAGCUGCAGUUUUUUUAAUUGUCAUUAUAUAUAGGUUAUUUAUUUUGUUUCUCACAAUUGCUGCUGAGAUUCAGUUCAAAGUAAAAUGUUUUCUGGACAUUGGGAAAAGACCUGACUUUCCCAACAUACAAUAUUUUUAUUUGUUUCCAUUUUAAAGUAAGGUUUUUAACACAUCUUUGAUUAAAAUGUGCCUUCUUCAUUAAUUCAUGACUAAAUUGGACGUCGAGUCAUCUUGGUCUAAAUACCAAAAAGAAUACAUCUAGAGAAUAAACUACAUCUCAGUUUUUACUGACUAAAAGAGUCUUUUUAUGUGGACCUGUCACGCAAUGUUUAUAUGGGCUAUUAUUUGUAUUCUGAGAUAAUGACUUCUUCUUUCUUUCUAUAUCCAACAAACUCCUGUGAAGUUGUGGCAAGAAACAGUUUCUUUCUAGGUAUAUCCGAUGCUGCAUGCAGGUUGAAAUACGUUUGAUCAGCAUCUCCACUGUAUUAUUUACACAAGUAGGCUAAUCAGUUGGGCAACUAUUACUCUGACAUUGUAUAAACCCAAGGUCAUUUCUCAGCAGCGUGAGCAAACAUUUAGCUAUUGCUUCAGUAUUGGGUAAUGUGAAGGUCUGUGAGGCAUUUGGGUCAGUGAGCACGUACUGUUGCACGUUGGCAUUUAUAUCUCCCAAAGUCUAAAGUUUUCUUUGGAUGAUGUAAAAUUAGAAACGUUCCAGCUAGGGCAAUCUGAUAAUCAUUUCAGGGAAUUUUAAAUCAUCUUCCUCUUAUCUAAGUUGCAGAAUUUAUAAUUCUAACUUUGUUUUAAAUAUGUGCAGUUAUAUGCAGCAUAUGCCAGAAAUAAAGGAUUUAGUUGGGAAAGAAAAUAGUGCAACAGCUCACAAAGAUUGACAUCUGUCAGCACAUGCCUUAUGUUAUUUUACGUUGGGAAGAAUUAUAUGGUAGAAUUAUUUCUUAUUCCAACUACAAGAGUAUCACACUGCUAAUACCAAAGAAGUUUAGAUUUGAGACCCAGGCCUUGUCUACUUCUCAUGCUUUCUCAGUGCUCUCUGCAUUCUGAAUAAUGUUUCCUUACUGUGUUGGUAAACUGCAUGACUUAAGGACCUGUAUUGUCCUGACAUUAUACACUGCAAAAGUUUAUUUUUUAUUAUUUUAUCUUGUAAGCACCCUCUGUCUAAGGACUAAAUGUGACAAUGAGGUGCCAUCGUAACAUAACUUGCUAAGCACUUUAUCACCCUACUGUAUUUCUAGAGCAAAUUUUGCUUGAAAGGUCUACUGCUUAUAACUCAGGUGAGCACAACCUAGAAAAUGUAAAUAGGCCUACAGGAAGCAAACGUCAAUGUUAUUUUCUUAAGCUCUAGUUGUGUUUAAAAAUGUGUGGUAUCACAGUUUGCAGAGCGCACAGGUAAUGCAGGAAUUUCUUAAUACUGUAACUGGUGGUGGAAAUGGAGCCAGAAUUUGAAUUUGUAUCAAUUUAAAGUUGCAAUGAUUGUCUUUAUUUUUUAUAUAAUACUAUAUUUUGUCCAUAAUGAAUGAUGUCAUAACGUGAUUACAGUAUAUUUUUAAUAAAUAUUUUAAAU